Messenger RNA from Chara braunii, 3278 nucleotides. Lineage: Eukaryota; Viridiplantae; Streptophyta; Charophyceae; Charales; Characeae. The record is from the annotation of a GenBank genome assembly.
CCGAUUCUGUGUGUGCCUCGGAGCUGUCUUCUCGGUCUGUGCUUCGAUGCUCUCUUCGUCUCGGAGCUGUCUUCUCGGUCUGUGCUUCGAUGCUCUCUUCGUCAUCAGCGUCCUUUUGGCUGUGCAAAUUAUCGUAUGUCCUACGUGCACGUGCGCAAACAGCAAUUGAUUUCAGGAGGGCAAACUGCAAUUGACUUGACUGUCCAGAUCCAGCGAGUGGUCAUCUUACCUUGAAGUCACGAAAUACGAAGUCCGAGCAAAUCCGUUGACGUCCUCCUCUGGCUGGCAAGAUGGCUAUUGUGCAGGCGAAUGCAGAUAAGGCCAUUGCUGAUCUGAAAGUGGAAGAUGGAGCUGAUGCGGAAGAGGAAGAUUCAUUUGAAUCCCUUGACAGACUGCGCGGGAGCUAGAUUGCUACCCUGGUGGAUUGAUUCAUCAUCAGAAGACCGCUAGGCGAAGUGGCUCAUUGCUGAAGACAUCUGAGUACGGGAUCGUCUCCUUGCUGUAGUUUUUCGGAGCGAGUUAAGCGCGCACGUGAUCAUCGGGAGCUCAUACCGCAUGUACGGCCGAGGGAGGGGUCGUGGUCGUGGAAGGUGGUUCGGGUGCAAUCGAUACUGGAUGGAGCUCCCGAAUGGGAUGCAAACCCCACCAGUCAUCGGGCCGGGCGGCCUCACCUCGCAAACACCUGCACCACAGAUGCAAGUAGUUGCGCCUGCUCAGGGAAUGGUACCGCAUACGGUGGCGCUUCCACAGCUCCCACCUGCGGGAUACUAUCCCCCGCCGCAGUAUGGAUGGCAACCGUCUCCACCACCAAGUUGGAAUUAUAAUCAGCGGCAGCCUAGUGCSAACUCRUUUCCAGGACCUGGACAACGAGCAUGGUUUACGAAGGAACAUCUCGAUCUUAUCGAGAAAUGGAAGACUAGGGACAUGAUCGAAGAAGGCAAGAGGUCAAGCGGUGUAGAAUCCAGCGGUGCAAGCGCGGCGCGCGGCGGGAGCAAGAAGGGGAAGGGGAAGGACACCGAUGACAGCGAGACAAGAAUGAAGGCGUGGAUAGCAAGUACUUUUGGAGAUUCAUUGAAGAAGAUUGCCGACAAGUUAGAAGAAGUAGACAGGAAGACCAGCACCGCUAUUCAAGAUCGUGGGAAGAAGAGGAUGGAGGAAGUGGAAGAGGAGAAACAGGAUGGUGGGAGUAGCAAGAAACGGAAGCGGGAUUUUGCGUCACCAGUCGCUGCGCGAUCGAGAUCUAAAUCUCGAUCAAAAAGUGUUGGUGGUGACAUUAAAGUGCGACCUCUGCGGAUUAAUAUCUCUGAUGACGACAAGGAGAGAAGGGCAGGGGAGAAACAACGUGUUAACACAUUGAUUGAUGAGACACAGGAACAUCAAGUGAAUGUGAAGGAAGGCGCGAAGUUGGACGACAUAAAGAACAUGCUCCAAGCGCUGAUGGGGAAGAGCGAAGCACGCGGAUCCAGUCCCACAAAGAACUGUGGUGGGAAUAAAGGAGGAACCUCCGGUAAGAUGAAGAAGGAUCGCGGUAAGGAGGUGGAAUCGAAGGCACAAGAGGAAAAAUCCGUAAAGGAGAAGGCUCUAAUGGCACAAGAGGAAGUGAUUGAGUACAUGAGGUGUCGCCUGGAUUACUAUAUGACGUUGAAUUAUAAGGAGAUCAAGGCCAUGUGCAAGAAGAGAAAUGCACGCUGUGAACGGAAGGAUAAAGGCGGGUGGGAGCUAGCAAAACAGGACACAGACCAGUUCGUGAAGUUGGUGAACAACACCGGAGAAGAAGAGGAUGAGGUGGAGGAAGGCUCCACAGAAGAGGAAGACGAGGAGGACUGCAACAACGGCGGCGAAGACAAUGAAGAGGAAGUCGGGGAUGUGGUAUGGCUGGCCCUAUCGCGGGGGGUUCUGUACCUGACGGGAAAUGCUCUUCCGAUGUCGGCAAGGCUGCCCUCAGCAGAUGUGCCAAGGCUGGGGCCAUCCUUUGGCUGUGGUGGGGGGUGGAAGCCCCUUGUGAUGUCGGCUGACUCCCUGUUCCCGUAUGUAGUGAUUGCCUUGGGCGUGAAUGCUGGAGACCUCAAGAAGCUUCAGGAGGCAGGAAUUUGUUCAUGCAACGGGAUUUUGAUGCAAACUAAGAAGCAUUUGGUGAACAUCAAGGGCUUAUCUGAGGCGAAAGUGGAAAAGCAACCAGGAUUUAUCACAGGCCAAGAGGCACUCAACAAGAGGAAGAGUGUGGUGCGCAUUACGACAGGAUCACGGACACUGGAUACCCUUUUGGGAGGUGGAAUAGAGACGAUGGCAAUCACGGAAGCUUUUGGAGAGUUCAGGACUGGAAAGACACAGCUAGCACAUACGCUGUGUGUGACGACGCAGAUGCCGCGGAGUGUUGGUGGAGGGAAUGGGAAAGUCGCAUACAUCGACACAGAAGGAACCUUCCGUCCUUCGAGAAUUGUUUCCAUUUCAGAGAGGUUUGGACUCGAUUCAGCAGCAGUGCUGGACAAUAUUAUUGUUGCGCGGGCGUAUACACACGAGCACCAGUAUAAUCUUCUCCUCGGACUUGCUGCGAAGAUGAUGGAGGAGCCAUUCCGUUUAUUGAUCGUCGACUCCAUAACUGCUUUAUUCCGAGUGGACUUUACAGGAAGAGGAGAGCUCGCAGAGCGUCAGCAAAAGCUGGCCGGAAUGUUGUCAAAGCUGACAAAAAUUGCAGAGGAGUUCAACGUGGCAGUGUACAUAACAAAUCAAGUCAUUGCGGAUCCUGGUGGGAUGUGCAUGGGAGACCCGAAGAAGCCGGCUGGUGGCCACGUUCUCGCGCAUGCCUCCACAAUCCGGUUGAUGAUGAAGAAGGGACGGGGAGAACAGCGAAUUUGUAAAAUUUAUGACAGCCCCGACCUUCCUGAGAGCGAAGCAAUAUCCUUUCGAUGUCGUAGAAUCGAACCCAGCUAUACUGUAGCUUCCGGCAGUAGUGGAGUGGAGCUUCCGUGCAGUUACUGUGGAGUUACUUUGGAGUUACGGUGGUGGAAUGUAGGGGAGUGGAACGAGUUUCAUCAUGGAUGACCACCGUCUGCUUCUUCUUCUUGAAUGAAACAUUUUGUCUUUGACUUUUUGUUUUCGUUUUUUCGUUCUCCGUAUCAUUCCUAUUCGAACCGACAUACCAAAGGAUGCAUAGACCCCUCGCCGAUUACUGAUGAGAUUGUCAGUGCUUUCCUAUUACUAGGUCCCUUUCGGGUUAGGCAGGUACUAUGGGUCCUCUGACUUCCAAUAGGUACAUCAAACAAACCAGUUGGAUCUCG